AUGGUGGACCGUGCCCGUGCAUCGGGAAGCACAGCCCCAACGGGAUGCUGCCGGUUCGGCAUGUGGAGCUUAUCCUGGGUGGCGCGUGGGAAACAGAGCGACAGGGGACCGAGCAGUGACGUCGCUCGAGCCACCAUGUGGCUCGCCCAGAAGAAGAUGGGAACCAAACGCUCGGGAUCGGGGCUUGUCCGAGUUGAGCCUGAUCAAUGA
This is a messenger RNA of Chaetomium globosum CBS 148.51, 210 nucleotides long. RefSeq lists its product as uncharacterized. The transcript has 2 exons. The record is from RefSeq and is a predicted model, not a curated record. Bases 1 to 210 code for a protein of 69 amino acids. Lineage: Eukaryota; Fungi; Ascomycota; Sordariomycetes; Sordariales; Chaetomiaceae.